AACGUCACACCUAAGUCCGAUAGAACUGGACAGAAAAGUGGUUAUUUUAUGUAUGCAAACACUCCCGUUGAUAUCAAUCAGUGUGUGCAGUUUGUAAACGAAAGCGUAUAGAUCUUGAAAAUUGCAUUAGUUUUCAUUUGCAAGCAUUAUUUGCCCGAGAAAACGCAAUAGAAAAGUUGGUUCUCCAGUGGUCAUCUUGUGCAUGUAUGUGUACUCUGGAAAAAAGAAACAACCGUGGUGAUGCGCAUGUGUGUGUAAAACGCUAAAGGGGGCGACACAAAACGUACUGAACUUUGUGUGACUAAUUCGAUGUGAAUUCUGCUGCGUUCCGUACGCGGAAGCCACCGAAGCAAACAAAAGACUCAACCCACCCGUGAAGAGAUACAGAAAAGUGCAGCAGUGGUUAGUGCAUCAGAAGAGGCGUCGAGUAUUGACCGAUAAAGGCGGCGCUUCCAAUCGCGAUGGAAACGCUAUCGAACUUCGGGCAGGUAGCCCUGAAGUGGGAUCCGAAAAAUCUCGAGAUUCGUACGAUGUCGGUGGAGAAAACGCUGGAGCCGUUGGUGCUUCAGGUGACCACCCUCGUCAGCACGAAGGGACCGAGCAAAAAGAAGAAAGGCAAAUCGAAACGCGCAAGUGCACUGGUCGCGGCGGUCGAGAAAGCGACCGACAUCUUCAUCGAACGAGGCGAACAGAUCGCGUACGAGAAUCCCGACAUCACGCAGGAGAUGCUUUCGGCCGUGGAGGAGGUCCGGAAGACCGGGUCGGCGAUGAGCAUUGCGGCCCGCGAAUUUUCCGAGGAUCCGUGCAGUUCGCUCAAGCGGGGCAACAUGGUGCGUGCCGCCCGGAAUCUUCUGUCGGCCGUCACCCGGCUGCUCAUUCUGGCCGACAUGGUCGACGUGCAUUUGCUGCUCAAAUCGCUGCACGUCGUCGAGGACGAUUUGGACAAGCUGCGGAAUGCGUCCUCGCAGGAUGAGCUGAUGAAUAAUAUGCGUCAGUUUGGACGAAACGCGAACGAGCUGAUCAAGCAGGCUGCGAAGCGUCAGCAAGAGUUAAAGGAUCCGCAGCUGCGUGACGAUCUGGCCGCAGCUCGGGCCGUGCUGAAGAAGCACUCGACCAUGCUGCUGACGGCGUCGAAGGUGUACGUGCGCCAUCCGGAGCUCGAUCUGGCCAAGGUGAACCGUGAUCACAUUCUGAAGCAGGUGUGUGAGGCAGUCAACACGAUCAGCGAUGUGGCGCAGGGCAAAUCUUCCCAACCACAGGAUGUGUAUGUUGGUGCUGGGGAGCUUGCCGCAGCUCUGGACGAUUUUGACGAGGGCAUCAUCAUGGACCCGAGGGCUUACAAUGAGGUCCGCUCGCGCCCAUCCCUGGAGGAGCGAUUGGAGAGUAUCAUCAGCGCGGCGGCCCUCAUGGCAGAUGCAGAUUGCACGCGUGACGAGCGCCGUGAACGAAUUGUCGGGGAGUGUAAUGCGGUGCGACAGGCGCUGCAAGAUCUACUUUCCGAGUACAUGUCGAACAUGGGAACGAAGGAUCGCACCCCGGAGUUGGAGCGCGCGAUCGGCCACAUGUAUCGCAAAACAAAAGAUCUUCGCCGACAGCUGCGCAAAGCCGUUGUCGACCACGUGUCGGAUUCAUUCCUGGAGACAAACAUGCCACUGCUGGAUCUGAUCGAAGCGGCCCGCAGUGGCAACGAAAAGGUGGUCCGCGAGCGUGCCGACAUCUUUACGAAGCACGCAGAAAAGUUGGUCGAAGUGGCAAACCUUGUGUGCAGCAUGUCGAACAAUGAGGACGGCGUAAAGAUGGUACGCUACGCAGCCGAUCAGAUCGAGACGCUCUGCCCGCAGGUGAUCAACGCGGCCCUCAUCCUCGCUGCACGGCCCAACUCCAAGGUGGCCCAGGAGAACAUGGAAGCGUAUCGGCAGGCGUGGGAGAACCAGGUGCGCAUCCUGACCGAAGCCGUCGACGACAUUACGACGAUCGAUGACUUCCUGGCCGUGUCGGAGAACCACAUCCUGGAGGACGUGAACAAGUGUGUGCUGGCGCUCCAGGAAGGUGAUGCGCUCGACUUGCGCAACACUGCCGGCGCGAUACAGGGCCGAUCGGCACGUGUUUGCAACGUGGUCGAGGCGGAGAUGGACAAUUACGAACCGUGCAUUUACACCAAGCGUGUACUGGAAGCGGUCAAGGUGCUCCGGGAGCAGGUGAUGUCCAAGUUUGCCCAGCGCGUCGAUGUGGCGGUGGAUGCUCUCUCCUCGAACUCACCGAAGGACGUUGACGAGAACGAUUUUAUCGACGCUUCGCGGCUCGUGUACGAUGGUGUGCGGGAGAUUCGUCGUGCCGUGCUGAUGAAUAGGAGUUCGGACGAGCUGGAUACAGAUACGGAAUUCGAGCCGGUCGAGGACAUGACCAUCGAGACGCGCAGUAGAUCAAGCGCACACACCGGAGAUCAAACCAUUGAUGAGUAUCCUGAAAUUAGUGGCAUUACAACCGCUAGAGAAGCGAUGCGAAAGAUGAACGAAGAGGACAAACAGAAGAUCAUGCAACAGGUGGAACUGUUCCGUCGGGAGAAACUUACAUUCGACUCGGAGGUGGCCAAGUGGGACGAUACCGGCAACGAUAUCAUCUAUCUCGCUAAGCACAUGUGCAUGAUCAUGAUGGAGAUGACGGACUUUACUCGUGGACGAGGCCCCCUGAAGACGACGAUGGACGUCAUUAACGCGGCGAAGAAAAUCUCCGAAGCCGGCACGAAGCUGGACAAGCUGACACGCGAGAUCGCCGACCAGUGCCCGGAGAGCUCGACCAAGAAGGACCUGCUGGCGUACCUCCAGCGGAUUGCCCUGUACUGCCAUCAGAUUCAAAUCACCUCCAAGGUCAAGGCGGACGUGCAGAACAUAAGUGGUGAACUGAUCGUGUCAGGGGUAAUGCUGGACAGUGCGACAUCGCUGAUUCAAGCGGCCAAGAAUCUGAUGAACGCCGUCGUCUACACGGUCAAGUACUCGUACGUCGCGUCGACAAAGUACACGCGACAGGGCACGGUUUCGAACUACUCACCGAUCGUCGUGUGGAAGAUGAAAGCACCAGAAAAGAAGCCACUGGUGCGACCGGAAAAACCGGAAGAGGUACGCGCCAAGGUUCGCCGAGCGUCCCAGAAGAAGACACAGAAUCCCGUGCAUGCACUGUCGGAGUUUCAGAGCCCCACGGAUGCCGUCUAAUUGGGGUCAACCCCCAAUCAUUCGAUGCGCCCGUUAGGCUUGGUCUGUCACUUUUUAACUUAUUUCCAAUUAUAAAAAAAAAACUACGAGCAAAACAAAACACGUAAAAGACAAAGAGAGAAGAGUUACUUUUUUAUACAUAAGCGAAUUAAAAGUAAAAAUCCUCAAACAUAAAGAAAUGACGAAGCGGCUCACGGAGGGUCGCACUGAUUUGAACAAAGAGUUGGAUAGGAAAAGUUGUACUGGUCAAAAGGAUGUUUGAAUACUGCUGCGGUGUCAUUGAGGGGAUUGAAAAUUAAUUUAAAAAGGAAGGUCCUAAAACGAAUGCUUAAUCAAACUUUGUUCAACGAAAAGCGUGGUGUAAACCACGGAUACUCUCUAGAGAAACGGACUUUAACAUGGCAACAUUUUGAGACGUUGGCUUCCUCUAAAACAUUCAUGAUGCAUCUUUACAUAAUUUUAUUUAUUGCCCGCUAAAUUUUACCAUUUAGUUCUCAACACACACACACGCGUUCAAUAGUCCGUUUCAUAUGUUUUAAUUGUUACUGCACCGGAAAAAGGGGAAAGAAGCACUUUCAAUGCGUUUUAUUGUUGGUGAUAGGAGAGUAUAUGGAGAGUAUGUGUAUUUUAUCAGUAUUUUGCAUUUUUCCAUUUUUUUGUUCUUCUCCUUUAUAAAACUAUGCAUAAAUGAUAUAUGAUAGAAUCUGCACACAGGGAAAACGGGGGUGGGUUAGAAAAAAAAAACCCCGAAAAGAUUGUCGUGGUGUGUUGUGUUGCGUCGGGCGCAAGUGAAUGGCCAAAAAUGAGUUAUUAAAUUAGGGCAGAAAAUACCCAUACCGUUUGGAAAAUGAUGGAGUUAAGGGGGAGGAGAACGCAAUUUUAUAUAGGAAAAUAGAGUGUGCAGUAGCCAAACUAAAAAUGAAAACAGGAAAGAUUUAUAACUGGAAUCGAAUCGAAAAACUCAAACUAAACGCUCAAGCUGAUAAACAGAGAAGUGGUAUAGUGUACUAUUACCGAAUAAUAUAAAUAGUACUCAUCGAAUUAUUAACGAAUUCCGAACGAGACUUACAAAAAAAAAAACAGAACAAGUGUUGAAUCUGAUGUUGAUGGAUAAUUUUACUGGAAAUUAUACUCCUUAUGCUUCCUGAAAAGGAGACCCACGGAAAGGUGGGGUGCUAGGAAGGCGGGUAGGGAUGCUGUCGAAUAGUUCCACUUCCGGAAUUAAAACGGGAAAUCGCCCUCCCAUCCUUUCCACUACACCACCACCCCCUUCACACACCAUGCCACCUCAGCGCAAUUUAAUCUACACUCCGACUUCACUGUAAUGUAGUUGUUUAGGGAUUUAGUGAUCUAGAGUUUCCAUAUAUAUAUAUACACACACAUUCAUCUAACGUACCAUAAACGUAAUAAUAUAUAUAUACACACAUUAAAUAAACGUGGGCCGAAUUGUGGGCCAGAGAAGAUUUUAACGCCGCAAGGAAAGAAGAAAAACGAAAGUGUUCAACAGUUGAUAAUGGCGAGAGACAGGAAAGACCUCCAUAGAGUAAACCCUUUCGUUAAUGUCCUCCGCGGACGAUACGUGAGGCACAAAUCAAGAAGCAGCUCCCUUUCCCCGUUUCUCUGUUUCGUUUGCGAAAUUAUUUUAAAUCUAUCCACUUCUAUUUGAGCUUUUUAGAUGGAAACACUUUAUGCAUGGGAGCAGCAAACCAACUAUAGAGGAAUUUCUCACCCCGUUUGGAAGUAAAGCACUCUUAAUUAAACAAACAAAAAAGUACAUGACACGCCGCAACGCAGCUACUAGGAGUGUGUGUUAGUCGAUACGUUUAAAAAGAUAACUAGCGGCGGAAACGUUUAUAAUGUAUUGUGGGAAAAAUCAAUCGAAGUUGAAUAAACUGGUAGAUGC
This is a messenger RNA of Anopheles coustani, 5112 nucleotides long. RefSeq names its product catenin alpha (gene alpha-Cat). The record is from RefSeq and is a predicted model, not a curated record. Bases 462 to 3209 code for a protein of 915 amino acids. Gene Ontology annotation, molecular function: cadherin binding; actin filament binding; beta-catenin binding. Lineage: Eukaryota; Metazoa; Arthropoda; Insecta; Diptera; Culicidae. Gene Ontology annotation, biological process: cell-cell adhesion; cell migration. The transcript is spliced from 10 exons. Gene Ontology annotation, cellular component: catenin complex; adherens junction; actin cytoskeleton.